ACAGCCAUGUCUGGGAAGAAAUGAACCGAACUCAUCUGUGACAUCUCUGGGAUUUAGCUCCACUAAUCUAGACUGAAACGCUUCAAGACUAACCGGGUUCUCCUUUCUAUAAAAGAAUCGUUGUCAUUUUUUAAAAAUAUAUUUUAGCAGCCCUGUUGACACUGCGUCUGUGUCGAGGGAGGGGGAAUUAUGUCGGUUUUAUUUAAAGACGAAUAAAACAGUUGGAGCGGUUUAACACUUCGCUGGAAUCGGGUCCUGUGUGGGUAAUCGCCGGACCGCUGAACCUGCUGCCUUACUUAUUUUUAUAUGACUCCAUAGCUGUGUUUUAUUUGGAGGACAGCGUAUGCUGGUGAAAAUCGAGCAUGUCAGGAAAACAUUACAAGGGUCAUGAAGUCAGUUGUUGCAUCAAGUAUUUUAUAUUUGGAUUCAAUAUAAUAUUUUGGUUGCUGGGAGUAGCCUUCCUGGGGAUUGGACUGUGGGCAUGGAGUGAAAAGGGCGUGCUCUCCAACAUCUCCUCCAUCACGGAUCUGGGGGGCUUCGACCCUGUCUGGCUCUUCCUGGUGGUUGGUGGGGUGAUGUUCAUUCUGGGCUUCGCUGGCUGCAUAGGAGCUCUGAGGGAGAACACCUUCCUGCUCAAAUUUUUCUCCGUGUUUCUGGGGAUCAUCUUUUUCCUGGAGCUGACCGCUGGGGUUCUGGCCUUCGUCUUUAAGGACUGGAUCAAGGACCAGCUCAACUUCUUCAUCAACAACAACAUCAGGGCUUACCGGGACGACAUUGACCUGCAGAACCUCAUCGACUUCACCCAGGAAUACUGGGAGUGCUGUGGGGCGUUUGGGGCGGAUGACUGGAAUUUGAACAUCUAUUUCAACUGCACCGAUGCCAACCCCAGCCGAGAGAAGUGUGGCGUGCCUUUCUCCUGCUGCACCAAGGACCCCGCGGAGGAUGUCAUCAACACACAAUGUGGCUAUGAUGUGCGAGCAAAGGCGGAUUCAGAGCAGAAGACUUACAUUUAUGUGAAAGGCUGUGUGCCGCAGUUUGAGAAAUGGCUGCAGGACAACCUGACUGUGGUGGCAGGGAUCUUUAUCGGUAUCGCACUGCUCCAGAUUUUCGGGAUAUGCUUGGCACAAAACCUCGUCAGUGACAUCGAAGCUGUGAGGGCGAGCUGGGUGCCCCCCUCUCUCUCCGCCCGCCGGCCGCCACUGCCACACCCCAGCAAGAAAGCCAGGGCAUACACAUGAGGAUGUGUGUGUGUUUACCCGUUUGUUCACCUGAGGCCACGGCUCACCCUCGUCCUUGAAGACACAGGUGUCCUCAAGAACGCCGGCACCAGCGAGGGAAGAGAGGGACAAGCCGAGCGCACUGCGCCUGAAAAAUGUACAAAGACUACCUGUACCAUUUGUUUUAUGAUCUGUAUAUAUUAAUACUUUUAUAGGGGUUCCAUGAGUUUUUUUUUCCAAGAUUUGUGGUGGUGUCAAACACCUUGUGUAAAAAAAGAAAUGAAAAAAAAAUGGAGGGGAGGGGGUGGGAUGUUCUGUAAAUGCACUGCAUGCCUAACAAAAUGGCAUUGGUUCUCUAUGUAUCUCAUGAUGUAAAAAGCUUUUCUUCACACUAAUGACCAAUUUAAACGUAGCUGUGGUUGUUCCACUUUGAAACAUGCAGGGGUUAGAACAAUACAAAAGCAAUGACACUAAAAUGCAAACCUACAGUCAAAAUCUGUGGACAGGAGCCAUAUUCCCAGAAUUCCUUCAGCCGACGAAGCUUUGGUCUGUGUAAUAUACUGCGUCUUAAGGUGGCAGUUUGACUUCAUUUUGUAGUGUUCAACAGUAUCUGUCAACUCAUUAAGUCUUACAAAAGACAAGUGGGGUAUCUGUCUUUGUAGUACAAGUAUGAGUUUUGAUUUCAAAUGAAUCAGUUUGGGUAUGACAUGAAUAGGCCUUAGGGUAAAGGCGUAUUUCUUGCCAAAUAAAUAGAAGUUGUAAAUAGUGCUUUAAAGCUUUGUUGCUUCCUGAGAAAAUGAUGUUUUUGUAUUGUUGAUAGAUUUUCAGAAUCUGUUCCCUGUUAUUGUGAGUUGUGAUAAAGAUGCUCCAUGAGCCAGUUCCCCAGGCCCUCUGAGCCAUCUCCUGGAAUUCUCAUUUCUGCUGUUGUCAUAAAUCCGAGCGGGUGCUAGUGUACCUCAGCGCCUGUACACUUGUGUGAAAGAGGACCCUGUUGAGUCCCUCGCGAAAAGGGCGAGGUGUUUUUCUCACCCGACGCCUCGCGCCACACCACAUCUGUGCUGUGAGGACUCGCCCGCUUUUUCCGCCAGUCAAAGCAGCUCUCUCCCCACGCUCACAACUUCCACCUUCUUAACUUUCACUUCUGUUCCAACUGCCCUGUGAACUUACAGCCAGCCUUAUUUCUGUACCCCACUGACAUUGUCUAGGAUAAUAAAAAAAAAAGUGGAGAAAAAAAAAAAAAAGAUAACCGAAUGUGAAUAUGGGU
Molecule: messenger RNA, 2481 nt
Organism: Megalops cyprinoides (Indo-Pacific tarpon)
Lineage: Eukaryota; Metazoa; Chordata; Actinopteri; Elopiformes; Megalopidae
Gene: tspan5a
Product: tetraspanin 5a
Exons: 11
Coding region: 363-1238 (291 amino acids)
Biological process (GO): regulation of vascular endothelial growth factor signaling pathway; protein maturation; protein localization to plasma membrane
Cellular component (GO): membrane
Source: RefSeq, a predicted model, not a curated record